CCUAUCUAUCUUCCUCGUCGUCGGUCCAUGGGUGGGCCACUUCCAGAUGGCGUUGACAUCAUGGAAAGCAUUCAACUUCUUCGACGUCUCCCCGGUGAAACUCCCGGAGGAGAGCUCCUCGAUCUUCAAUUCUGACAUCCUUUCCCUCUCGACCGGCUCUGCAAACCUCUUUCUCGGAUCCAGCGAUGGCUUUGUCCAUAUCAUCUCGACGAACUUCAAGCUUGUCCGGUCGUUCAAGGCAUCGGAGACGGGCUCCAUUGCACACAUCAGGCAAAUAGGAGGGACAUCUCUACUGGUAACAAUAGCGGAAGACCUUCCCAAUGAGCCGGUCGUGAAGGUCUGGGCUCUCGACAAGCCCGAGAAGAAGACCGGAGCCCCUCGAUGCCUGUCAACAACGUCAGUCCAGAAUGCAAGACGGAUGUUUCCCGUAUCGGCUUUCGCUGUCCUUGACGAUCUGUCGCAGGUGGCAGUUGGAUUUGCGAAUGGGUCCGUUACGAUAAUUCGCGGUGACUUGAUCCAUGACCGCGGUGCGCGACAGCGCAUCGUAUUCGAAUCAGAGGAACCGAUAACGGGGCUUGGCGUGCAGAGUGGACCAGUAUCGACAUUAUAUAUUUCCACGACAAGUCGCAUCCUGGCCCUGAUCAUCUCCGGUAGAGGACAGGGCCAGCCGGCCCGCGUGCUGGACGAUAUGGGCUGUGCUGUCGGUUGCCUGAGCUUGGAUAAAGACACAGGUGAUGUUCUUGUUGCCCGGGAGGAUGCGAUAUAUACAUACGGACCACACGGCCGUGGUCCCAGCUAUGCCUUCGAGAGCCGUAAAGACUUGAUCAAUACGUUUAAGGACUAUGUUUCUCUGGUUUGUCCGCCUAGAGAUACGGCUUCGAAGCCAGACACUUUGCGAAAUAUCGGUGUCAAUCAAGCCGACGAUAUUUUCAAGACGACCACAUUCACCCUGCUUGAUACCGAUCUGAAGUUCAUCGCGCACUCCGAGUCUCUCGUGUCUUCCGUGAAGAAUAUCUUCAUCGAAUGGGGGGAUCUGUUUCUCCUCACUACAGAUGGAAAGCUGUACCGAUAUCGCGAGAAAAGCCUCCAGCAGAAGCUUGAAAUCCUCUACCAGCGCAACCUCUACAUAUUAGCGAUCAACUUGGCACAGAAAACGGGCGUCGACACUCUUCAGCAAAACGCAAUCUACCGUAAAUAUGGUGACUUCCUCUACCAAAGAGGAGACUAUGAUACAGCUAUGCAACAGUACCUUAGAGCGAUCGAUAACACAGAGCCUUCCCAAGUGAUUCGAAAGUACCUCGAUACACAGCGUAUACACAACCUAAUCGAGUACCUGGAAGAACUCCAUGAUCAUGACCGAGCUACAGUUGACCAUACCACUCUGCUCCUAAAUUGCUAUGCAAAGCUGAAAGACACCGGCAAGCUUGAUGCCUUUAUCAAAGCACCUGGUGAGCUCAAGUUUGACCUGGAAACUGCAAUCGCUAUGUGUAGACAAGGUGGCUACUAUGAGCAAGCUGCGUACCUGGCUACAAAAUACGGCGAAAACGACAUAGUGGUUGAUAUCCUGAUCGAGGACUCUAAGAAAUAUGCAGAGGCCGUCGAGUACAUCUGGAGGUUAGACCCGGAGUUGGCCUACCAUAACCUGAUGAAGUAUGCCCGAGUUUUGCUAUCGAACUGCCCCGAGAAAACAACCGAGCUUUUCAUCAAGUACUACAAGGGCCAAUAUACUCCCAGGACCGAGGUGGAAGUGCCUCCGGCGGAACCACAAGCACAAACAAGCAGUACUUUACAAAGCUUAGCUGCUUUCCUUCCUCUGCCUCUGAUGAACGCUAGCGCGGGGCCGAAGCCAGAGGAAGUCGAAACAGUGCCUCCAGAAGAAGAUAAUACCGCGGAGCCCUCAACAGAUUAUCAAGUCCCAAAACCAAGGACUGCAUUUUCGGUUUUUGUGGGCCAUCCGGAUGAGUUUAUCUCAUUUCUAGAGGCGCUUAUUCAACAGGAGAACCUGAAAGAAGAUGAGAAGGUAGAUCUCUAUACGACGCUUUUCGAGAUGUACCUCGACACUGCCAGUCGAAAGAAAGAUGUUACGGAGAAAGUGGAGUGGGAAGAAAAGGCCGAGAAGCUCAUUGAGGGCAAGGAUAUACCGAUCUCCACCUCUAGUGUCCUUCUACUUUCUGAUCUGUCUGGCUUCCGCGAGGGCUCUACACUGGUGCGGGAGCAAGAAGGCCUCCUGUCCGACAUCUUUAGGUCGUUCACUUCUGCCAAGGAUACUCAGGGUGCCAUCAAGGCAUUGAAAAGAUACGGGCCAGAGAAACCUCAACUCUAUGUGGAUGCGCUCACGUAUUUUGCCUCGAGCCCUCGAAUCUUGGAGGAAGCUGGAGAUGAGCUAGAUGCUGUUCUCAAGAAAAUCGAUGAGGGAGGCCUCAUGACACCGCUUCAAGUUAUCCAAACCCUGAGCAACAACGCUGUUGUCACAAUGGGUCGCGUGAAGAAGUACCUCAGCGAGAACAUUGAGCGGGAACGCAAGGAGAUCUCUACGAAUCGCCGCUUGAUAUCCAGUUAUAGUACGGAGACCGAAAACAAAAGGAAGGAGCUUGAACAAUUGGGUAGCAAACCAGUCGUCUUCCAGGCCCGUCGAUGCAUGUCCUGUGGCGGCGCUCUAGACCUUCCUACAGUGCACUUCCUUUGCAAGCAUUCUUUCCAUCAAAGGUGUUUGAACAGAGUGGAUGAAGAUGCUGAAUGCCCUGUCUGCGCGCCGCAGAACUCGACGAUCAAGGCCAUCCGGAAGAGACAGGUUGAAUCGGCAGAUCAACACGAUCUUUUCAAGGGUGAGCUGCAACGUUCCAAGGACCGAUUCGCAGUGGUCAGCGAGUUUUUCGGCCGAGGUGUGAUGCGACCGCAGAGUACCAUGGAAUAAUGGGGCAUGUAACGAACUCGGAGAUACCUUUAUGUAGAUACAUCAUUCUGUUCGCGUUUUGUCGCUUCUGACCGCCCAUUUGUUGACAUUCCCCGCAAGGGAAAUGAUGCCUCAGGCAUCAGUACUUAUCAGCA
Molecule: messenger RNA, 3048 nt
Organism: Aspergillus sclerotioniger CBS 115572
Lineage: Eukaryota; Fungi; Ascomycota; Eurotiomycetes; Eurotiales; Aspergillaceae
Product: tethering complex subunit PEP5
Exons: 9
Coding region: 47-2914 (955 amino acids)
Biological process (GO): endosome organization; organelle fusion; vacuole organization
Cellular component (GO): HOPS complex; endosome
Molecular function (GO): protein-macromolecule adaptor activity; protein binding
Source: RefSeq, a predicted model, not a curated record